Vicia villosa (hairy vetch) is the source of this 1362-nucleotide messenger RNA. RefSeq lists its product as uncharacterized. Gene Ontology annotation, molecular function: zinc ion binding. The coding region runs from base 1 to 1362 and encodes 453 amino acids. Lineage: Eukaryota; Viridiplantae; Streptophyta; Magnoliopsida; Fabales; Fabaceae. The record is from RefSeq and is a predicted model, not a curated record. The transcript has 4 exons.
AUGUCAUUUGCCUCAAAAAGUCUUAUUAGAGAGGCAGUGAAGUCAUUUGCAAUGGAAAAGAUAAAAAACCUACAUAUCAUGAAAAACGAUAGGAAACGAGUUGUUGUUAGGUGUGAUAAGGACUGUCCCUUUUACAUGAGAUUUAGUAAAAGGGUAGCGAACGAAUACUGGAAGUUGGUGAGCAUGACUGAUGAUCACACUUGUCAUAGGACUGCUAAGAAUAGGCAAGCUACAACAGAAUGGUUGGCUAAGAAAUUUAUACCACUCUUGAGACAUACACCUGAAAUGAGGCCAAAGGGGUUGGUUGCAGAGUCACUUGAAAAGUGGAGUGUGAAGUUGUCGUCGGCACAAGCAUAUAGGGCCAAAAUAAGAGCAUUGGAACUAAUACAUGGUGCUGAGACUGAGCAAUACGCAUAUUUGAGAAAUUUUGCCGAGGAGCUCAGAAGGUCUAAUCCUAAUACCACUGUCAUAAUCAAGUGUGGUAUGUCUGAUGUUGGACCUGUUUUUGAGAGGAUAUACAUAUGUCUGGAGGCCUGUAAAGCAGCAUUCGCAUAUACCUGCAGGCCUUUGAUUGGUCUUGAUGCAUGUUUUUUGAAGGGUGAGUACGGUGGUCAGCUAAUGGCGGCAGUGGGAAUGGACGGGAACAAUCAGAUUUAUCCAAUUGCUUAUGCUGUGGGCUUGGUACCGGCUAUUGCUGAGUUGGGGCCGAAUGUAGAACACAGGUUGUGUGUUAAGCACUUGUACGGAAACUGGAAGAAGAGGUACCCUGGCACACGUAUGAAAGAGUUACUAUGGCAAGCAGCUAGGGCAACCAUAGUUCCAGAUUGGGAAAGAGCCAUGAAAAAAAUUGAACUUAUCGAUCCAGCUGCUUGUAAAGACAUGAAGGACAUUCCGGCUGCCAUGUGGAGUAGGUCUGCAUUCCGCACUUAUAGUCAUUGUGAUUUGCAGAGACAAGCCCAUCAUCACUUUACUCGAAGGUAUAAAGCAUUACAUUACAACAAGGAUAGUGAAGCAGAAAAAUCUCAUUAUACUCGAUUCAGAGGCAAUAUUUGUCCUAGGGUGGAACAAACUAUUGAAAGAUUGAAGAGGGAAGCUGGUGGUUGGACACCAACAUGGCACGGAGAUGAUGCUUUCAAUAUCUUUAGUGUGACCAAUGGUACGGACACUUACGAGGUGAACUCACAACUACAUCACUGCGCUUGCCGUAAAUGGGCUCUAAGCGGCAUUCCAUGUGUUCACGCCAUUGGUUGUAUUUUACACAAAAAGGCUGACACAUUUCCUUUUGUCUCACAGUAUUAUAGAUAUACUGAAUUCACCAACUUGCUGAAUUCUUGCUUAAUUCUUGCUGAACUGAAAUUCUGA